Gossypium raimondii (Peruvian cotton) is the source of this 1179-nucleotide messenger RNA. RefSeq names its product protein MAIN-LIKE 1-like. NCBI's taxonomy places the organism in Eukaryota, Viridiplantae, Streptophyta, Magnoliopsida, Malvales, Malvaceae. The coding region runs from base 1 to 1179 and encodes 392 amino acids. The transcript has 6 exons. Gene Ontology annotation, biological process: meristem development; meristem maintenance. The record is from RefSeq and is a predicted model, not a curated record.
AUGAACUCAUUGGCUCGACGACCUCCACCCCCACCUGUACCCCAACCAGUCCCCGUAAUUCCUCAGGGUUUGGAUCAAAUACAUACAAGUAAGCCUCCAGUUGAUAAAAUCCAAAAAUAUGGGCUGAAGAGUUCUGUGGUACAGUCCGAAGACGAUCUAGAGAAAGCUGAAUUUUGGUUAGAAAACACGGUAAGGGUUUUCGACGAAGAAAAGUAUAUGUCAUCAGUUCCUUACUCCAGCAUCGCAAUGGCUCGAUUGAUUGGAAACGAUGAACAUAUAUCUAAUGCGGCUAAUAACGCGAUAGCUCCGGAUGCACGAUUUAUGUCGUACCUGGAGCUAGCCGAAUUUGGGUCAGUAGCAUUGAUCCGGUCGUCCGACUUGCGAUUUGAUUUAUUAUCCGCGCUAGUGGAGCGGUGGCGUCCGGAGACCCAUACUUUCCAUUUUCCGUGCGGGGAGUGCACAGUGACGUUAGAGGACGUUGCAGUGCAACUUGGGCUCCCAGUUGACGGGAGUCCCGUUACGGGACUAUCUUUAUUAACCGAUCCGGCUACGGUUUGCUAUCAACUCCUCGGAGAGUCACCAGAGGACGCGACCGCCAGUGAAGGUGAGUUGAUGUGCGCUGCUCGAGCGUACAUCAUGCAUAUGAUAGGGGCACUACUCAUGUCUGAUGCGAACGGCGACAGUGUCCAUUUGUCGUACUUGCCUCUGCUUGGUGAUUUGUCCACGGCUAGGUCGUACAGUUGGGGUUCGGCCGUUCUAGCAACGUUGUAUAAGGAGCUUUGUCGGGCGACAGAGCCGCAAGUUAAAGACAUCGACGGAUGCCUGAUACUGCUGCAGUCAUGGGCCCUUUAUCGGAUGCCAUUUUUGGCACGCGUUAGUCACCAACCCUAUCUGUAUCCACUGCCACUCAGGUGGACGACCCGUCCAGGAAUCGGGAAGUCGAGUGAUGUCCCGAUAUACCGUAUGAGGAUUGAACAACAUGCCUGGGAAGAGUUUAUAUGGAUGCCGUAUCGGAGGCCAGAAAUUGCAAAUGUUGUACCCCCGUCCGCACUCGUUGAUUCCCACACAUGGUGCACAAACACACCAAUUAUAAAUUUCAACAUCGUGGAGUGGUAUCACGGCGAUCGGGUGCUUCGGCAGUUCGGCUGCAUCCAACCUAUCCCGGAUCCGCCGUGCUAG